Petromyzon marinus (sea lamprey) is the source of this 1315-nucleotide messenger RNA. Its product is annotated as protein L-Myc-like. Gene Ontology annotation, molecular function: protein dimerization activity; DNA-binding transcription factor activity. Gene Ontology annotation, biological process: regulation of DNA-templated transcription. The record is from RefSeq and is a predicted model, not a curated record. Lineage: Eukaryota; Metazoa; Chordata; Hyperoartia; Petromyzontiformes; Petromyzontidae.
AUGGCUGCCGGCGGGGAUCGCGACUUCGACCGCUGCCAGCCCUUCUUCUUCUUCUACGACGACGACGACGAAGACCGCUGUGCCUGGGACUUCAACCAGUCCACGGCGCCCGGCGAGGACAUUUGGAAAAAGUUCGAGCUCCUGCCCACGCCGCCCCUGCCGCCGAACUGGGCGCGCCCGACGCCGUUGCUGCCCUCGGGCGGCCCGUGCCACGGCGGCACCGCCGGCUCGCCGGACGACGACGACGCCGAGGGCCCCGGCGUCCUCUCGGACCCCAUCCACGGCGCGGAAGCCGUGGUGCUGCGGGACUGCAUGUGGAGCGGCUUGGACUCGGCCGGAGCCACGCCGGAUAAGUCGGCGACCGAGAAGCCGGCCGCCGAGAAGUUGGGGGGCCUCGCCGGCGGCGCGUCUCUGCCCUCCGCGCGCCUGCCCGCGGCCUCCCGCGCCGUGCCCCCGGAGCCGGGUCCCGGCGGCGGGAGCCCCGGGGAGGGCGGCCGCGCGGGGGUCGGCGGAGCGGGGCCCUGCUCCGUCCCGCUCGUGGCGACCUCGGCCGUGGUGGACCCUGCGGACUUGCACGACAACGACGACGAGGAAGAUGGAGAGAUUGACGUGGUGACCGUGGAGAGCGUGGCGGUACGCGCCGUGUACAACACAAACACGGUCCGCCAGUACAACCAGCAGCAGCAGCAGCAGCGAUCCGCCCCGGCCUACGCAUCGCGCGGCCACAUCCCGCUCGUGCACCAGCACCACAACUACGCCGCUCCCCCGCCGGAGAAUCCCCCGGCCGCCAAACGCUUCGGCCCCGACCCGCGCCCCGCUGGUGCCGCCGUGCCGCCCCCGUCGUACCGGGCCAGGUGGCGCACGCACAACCACCUCGAGCGGCAGCGGCGUCGCGACAUCAGGAACGGCUUCCUGUGGCUGCGUGAUCACGUCCCAGAGCUGGCGCACAACGACAAGGCGGGCAUGGUGCAGAUCCUGCAGAAAGCGACGGAAUACUCGCGCACCCUGCGGCGUCAGGAGGAGCAACUCGAGGAGACGAAACGGCAGCUGAAAAUUCGACAGCGGGAGCUACUGAAGAGGCUGGAAAGCGCGAGGAACUUACAGGCCAAGCGGUCUUGAUUUGCGUCUUGUUUAAAGACUUUAAACCAAAGGUAACUUUUGUUUUGAUAUUGGACUAAAGCCUCUGGCAACCAGCACAGUUUAGCCACUUUGCUAUUUCGUGAUUUUGUAUCCACUGUGACCUCGUUUGCAACAUGAUGCCUUUGAAUAUUUGACUGCCAAGGUUUGAGUUGAUGGGAAUGGUUGUUAUACCUCA